Molecule: messenger RNA, 495 nt
Organism: Suillus discolor
Lineage: Eukaryota; Fungi; Basidiomycota; Agaricomycetes; Boletales; Suillaceae
Exons: 3
Coding region: 1-495 (164 amino acids)
Source: RefSeq, a predicted model, not a curated record
AUGCAACAAUCUUUAGCAUUGAAAAACUGCAGUGGAAAUUUGAGCUUAUGGAUUGAGAUUGAUGUGAGGAUUGAUAAUACCCAGAGAGGUGAAGCAUCAGCGUCUACGCCAAUUGUGUUUGUCCAAAGUCCCUUUACAGCAUGUUCAAAUAACUCACCUAUGUGGUAUAGAAGCUCAUGCGUUGAGAAUGCACCCCUGCAGCUGGACAAAAAACCGACUCCUGCCAGUGAUGCAGUCGAAGAUAUCACAUCCUCUAUUACUAAUCUCCAAGCACGUCUGGACGUAGUGGAAAAGAGCUGCAAUCAUUAUUUUGAAUUAUACAAAAAGUACAGACUGAGGUGGCUAGAGGAGAUCCAUCGAACAGAAAUUCUAGAGAAGUAUGCACCACCCAAUGUGGACUGCUAUAGUCCAGCUCAAAUACAGUGGGAUGCGCCAUCUCCACACAUUCUAGAUGAAGGCGAAGAGACGCCCCACUUGCACAACAACUUACAGUAG